This is a messenger RNA of Aedes albopictus (Asian tiger mosquito), 1648 nucleotides long. RefSeq lists its product as uncharacterized. The coding region runs from base 161 to 1225 and encodes 354 amino acids. The transcript has 2 exons. Lineage: Eukaryota; Metazoa; Arthropoda; Insecta; Diptera; Culicidae. The record is from RefSeq and is a predicted model, not a curated record.
UUGUCUAAGACCAGUUCGGACCAAGAUGGUGGGAGCUUAUAAAGGGUUUGUCUGCAAUAGACGGGAUCCAGUCAGUGUCGGAUAGACUCCGGAUCUAGUCACGACAUAGGACUUAUUCUAGUGGUUAGCAGGAAAACGGUUCGGAGAAAGAGUGCUAAAGAUGGGCAGACUAGUGUCGGUGAUCCUUCUGGUAGCAGCUUUCGCUGGAAGCCAAUCAGCGCCAACGACCACCAUCAUCCACCAACCGGCUCAGUACUAUCUGCUGCAGCCUCAGCCGUCGACCCUCAAGAUCCAGCCGCAUCUCAUUCAACCCAUUCAGCAUCUGAAGCUGGAACAACCCAAACAGCAGCUGGUCUACUACUAUCCAUCGAUUCCGCUGAGCAGUUCAAUCAGCUAUGACAAACCGAUUCGGCUGGUGUCGCUCAAGCAGGAGGAGCAGCCCUGGUGGCAAGGAUUCGUGAACUUUUUCCAGCCGAGCACGGAAAAGCCCGCCGAAUCCCCUGAAUCCGCAACGGAAGCUCCAGCUGCCCCAGCCGAAGGCGAAGCUGCCGCGAUGAUGAAGAACCAGAUCUUCAUGGCUCCGGCUGAUGCCGAGCAGCUCCCGUCCAAAGCGGAAGCCCAACCAAACCAGCUAGGACAUCGGUAUUACAUCCUGUCCGGUGCACCCCAGUUCUACGGCAACUUUGACGCCUUGCAAAACCCGCUGAACCCGAUCUUCAGCCUUCAACCGCUGCAAGCCAUCCAUGCCCGCUCGAACUCAGAAAUCCAGGCCGAGCCACAAAUCGUGUCUUCAAUCGCCCCAAUUGCUCCAGUCCCAGCUCCGGUUCCAGCUCAACUGAAAAACGACCUGCUGGAGUCACACCCGGACAAGUCGGCCACCAUCGAGCGUAACUGGGCUCGUUCCCUGGACGAUGAACCUAUUCCGGAACCGGAACUGCCACAGGGUCGCUCCCAAUCGGACGAGCCAAGUGAGCAGAACCUUCCGCAGGUCACCGACGAAGAGAGCAAGAAGGAAGAGAUGGGAUCGCUGAGGCAGUCGAAUGAUCCUUCGGUUGCGGCCGUCAAGCCAACGGGAAUCGCCCUCGCCGGCCGAGGAGGUUUGGCCGCUUCCGCCCCAACCGGCACGGCCAUCGCAGGCAAAAAUGGACUGGCUCUGGCUUCGCCAACGGCCACCUCCGUUGCUGGAAACUUCUUCGAAGACGACGAGGACAAGAACAAGAACUGAAUCGGAUGUCGGAACUCGAAACUGGAACAAGAUCAAUUAGUGGCGUAGGUGUAGUCUUAUCCUUUAGGGUUUAGGGAAAUCCAUGAGCAAAAUGAUACAAUCUCAACAUUGGUGCUGGUAGGAAAAGCUUAGAGGCGAUCGAAUUCGGUGCCAACCCACGCUUGGCGUGGUAAGCGAUCGCCUGGUCAAGUGGGGGACAACUUUAGUGUUCAAGGAUAUUUUUGUAUACGUAAACGUAACUCUCUCGAUCCUUGCGGCGAAAUGAACGGCGUUUUCUGGCCUCAAGGAGAGAGCGGACUGACGAUCCCACCUCAAAGAGGGCGGGUCAUUUUCAAACAAGUGUUUUGGAUUUGGAAACUGGUGAUUUAGGAUUUAUUCAAAAUUUUUAGAUUGUAGGUUUUAGGAUAAGAUCAUCAUCAUUAA